GCAGUCGACGUCGACGUCGGCGUCGGCCACGUCGGCUCCGUCAGUCUGGCUCGAGAGACGCGAAUGCACACCAUCUCGCGCUGGCCCGUCAGCGGCCCGCCUCCGUCCCGGCCCAGCUCGAAGCGCUCGUCCCUCGCCAACGGCUCCGACGCGACGGCCUCCGACAACCUCGGUUUCUCCACGCCGCUCUUCAGGUCGCGGGUUCGAGUCCCGGCCGCCGGCUCCGAGACCGGCUGGCGCCAACGCACGCCGACCGGCGUCCACGAACACCUCGUCCGACAGAUCGUCCUGCCGCAGACGUCGCGGCCGCCCAGCCACUACAGUCUGCUCGCGUGUCCCGCAGAACCGCAUGUCCACAGUUGCCAGGCGACCGGAUGGCGAAGCUCGACGUCUCGCCUCGAAGUCGCCGGCCAGUGCCGCUUCUGCCAGCACUGCUCGUGCCACGAGGCCGACAGACUCGUCUGGCUGACGGCGACGCCGUCCAAGGCGACGGCGAGGACGGCGAGGCCGCCGAGGCCGCCGAGGGCGGCAGCGCCGGUGGCGCUGUUGCCACCGCCGGCGACGUUGCCACGGCUACCGGGGCAGACGGACGCGGGCGCGCAAGACGAGCUGUUCCACUCGCGACAGCCCAUCGUCUACGACUGCACAGAAGCGCCUCUCUUUCGGCCACUCGGCCGCUGGACACAGCUCGAUGACGACGCGACGGCGACGGCGAGCGCCGACUUUGUCGACCUGCUGACGCUGCCCGGCGCCGAGGUGUCGGCCGAUGCGUCACAGAACCGUCUGCCUCAAGACGAGAUGAAUCUGUUGGUGCGUCUGGCGCGCAGAGCGCUGGCCAUCGGACGUCAGGACACGCAAAUCGCGGCCGGACUCAAGCGCGGACUCGACCUUCAGCUCGGCAGGGCCUGGCAUGUGGUCGCCGGCCUCGGGCCGUACGGCAGCCACGUGGCCAGCCUCCCCGGCGCAUUGGCCCACUUCCGGCUCGGCGGAUGGGCCUUUCUCGUCUGGCAGACGCCUGAUCUCUAA
Molecule: messenger RNA, 1026 nt
Organism: Protopolystoma xenopodis
Lineage: Eukaryota; Metazoa; Platyhelminthes; Monogenea; Polystomatidea; Polystomatidae
Source: the annotation of a GenBank genome assembly